UCUUAACCUUAUAUCCACGUAAUUACGUAAGUACAUACUGUACUAUACUAUUCUUUUAUAUAAAUUUAAUUUAUUUGCGAAUUAUUUGAGCUACAUCAUUUUUUGGCGGUGAGUCGAUAACAAUGAAGUGGCGCCCUCGAUUUCAAGGUGGAGAACUCGAGAACGAUUUGAAUUAAUCAGCUGAAAACGAGAUUUGCAAUUCGCAGUCUACACCCAGUCGCAGUUGCAUUUAAAUAUAAGAUUAUUUGUGCUGUGACAGUUAAUUUAUGUAUCAAAUUAUUAACAAUCGCGUUAUUUACCACAUGAGACACUCGUCGUUGAUAUUCCGUUUUUCCUGAUUAACCUGCAGGCUUGUCAAAUACAUCGACCAAUGUUACUUUGCGCACAACCAGCAAACAAAAAUGGAAGAAAUCAGAGAAGCCAUUGGCAUUGACAAAGUAUGCAUGGAUGGACAUGUAUUGUUUAUUGAGGAACAGCAUGGUGCGAAUGCGAAUUUUGUUCUCCAAGCCAUCACAUCCCAUUGCAGAAACAACAAUGUCAUCACUUGUUUUGUUUUGUUUCACAAUACAUUUGGUCACUUUCACAACGUGGGAAUGAAGUUUGGGUACAAUCUCAGAAAAUGCCAUGGCUCGAGUGUUAAAGUGGUAGAACCUCUGAAAAUAAUAUCUAAAAAUAUUGGUCGAGAAAACAAUGACGCCAGCAAUACUUUAGACUUCAGUAAGCCACUGGAAUUUGAUAUAAAGAGCAGAACUGAUGAACUGGUUAAAAAACUAGUUAAAGUUAUUAAAGAAAAUUGUGUGUUGAUCAAGAAGGAAAUGCCGUCUCAAAAAGUCUUUUUAAUUCUGGACGAUUUAAGCCACCUUUUUGAUUUAGGAUUAAAUAUUCAGGAUGUUUGGCUUUUUAUCAGAUAUCUGAGAUCGUUUGUCAAUGUAGAGCCACGUUUGACACUUUGUAUAGCAAGCCAUACAAACAAAGUAGACCAGGAGGCCUACCCACCAAAUUUGGUAGCAACUGGAUUGGAAUAUUUCUCUGAUCUGGUUAUACAUGUACAGCCACUGGAAACUGGAUAUUCGAAAAGUGUUUCUGGAAAGAUGAUCAUUAGCUGGAAGUCACAGGAAGAAAGAUUAAAAUUCAAGUGGCCAGAGGAAAUAAUGUAUCUAUACAAGCUGUACGACCGUCAAGUGAAGCUGUUUGCUCCCGGAAGUUCGAGUAUCAUGUAAAUAUUUUGUACUUUUAUAAACAUUUAAAGUCUUAAAAUUUAUUUUUGAAUGAUAUACAUAUACUUGAGCACAUAGAUGUGAGAAAUAUAAUUCCAUGUUAAUUUUGUUAA
Messenger RNA from Copidosoma floridanum, 1330 nucleotides. RefSeq names its product Elongator complex protein 6 (gene Elp6). The record is from RefSeq and is a predicted model, not a curated record. Gene Ontology annotation, cellular component: elongator holoenzyme complex. Gene Ontology annotation, biological process: tRNA wobble uridine modification. NCBI's taxonomy places the organism in Eukaryota, Metazoa, Arthropoda, Insecta, Hymenoptera, Encyrtidae.